CCGUCAGCACAGAGACCCUGCGGAUGCAUUCCUCCACCCUGUGUGUCCAAUAUCUGGCAAGAAUGUGGCUUGACUCUUUCAUGUCUGCAUGACCGGGCAGCCCUUUCCUCUUAGUCCACAGGACAGGCUGUAGAGGCUGUCGCAGUGGUGGUGAUACCAAAGCAGGGGGGGUGAAGCGAUGAUGAGAGGAGUGGCAGACUCCACCAAAAAACUUCCCGGAGUGACGCGCGUCGCCGCCGCCGCCGCUCCUCCCCGUUAACAGCGAGGGGGACAGAGUUUCCUUCUGUUUUGUAACUCUCCUGAUGUAACGAUAGUUGGUCGUAGCGCUUUGAGAGUGAGAGUUGAAGUCAAGGCUUUGUCUUUCAAAAGCAAGAAAAAAAAAGUUUGGACAUGAAAGCUCUGAACUGAUAGAAAAGUCGCUUGAAUCUUUUCUCCCGGACGUGCGGCAUCAUGAAGCCACUGCUGCGCUUCGGCGUCUCUCUGCGGUCUCUGCUGCUCUUCAGCGCUCUGCUCGAGAUCUCACAGGCACAGUGUUUCAAUACUACCUGUAACUUCAGUGAAACAGAAACAUUAACAGUAACAACAACAACAGUCACAUUUGGAUCAAGUCAAAACUGCACCUUAUCCACUGCAUCUUUGCUCACAAGCGAUACUGCUAAGUUGAUAACUGGUUUGACUCCUGGAACGGUUAACCAAAUCUCCUUCAGCUGUUUGAACUGCUGCAAAGAGGUCACAAUGAGGCCUGAAGUAGUCAAAGACCUCAAAGUCACUGGAGUCACAACGACAUCUUUAUUUCUGACAUGGAAAAAACCAGAUGGUAAUAGCUCCUCCUUUAUAGUAAGGUGGACUGGUGGAGCAGACAAUACGAGUGAAAUAUCUAAAAACAUCACCGGCCUGAAUCCUGGAGUCAAAUACACGAUAACUGUCGCUGCAGUGGCAGAUGAUAACCGUACUGAAGGAGCGAAUGUCACUGUAUCACGGUACACAAAGCCUGAGGCUGUCAGGAAUCUCACUGCCUCUGACAUCACAACGUCCUCUGUGUUUCUGAGCUGGACUGAACCAGAGGGACAGAGCUCCCUCUAUAGAGUACAGUGGACUGAUGGAAAUGUCAGUGGGACAGAAAAUGUGACUGAGACACAUUUAAAUAUUACUAACCUGACUGCUGGUGUCCAGUAUGAAAUAAAUGUUACUGCAGUGGCAGCUGACGGGAUUACUGAAGGACAAGGCACCACUGUGUCCAAAUACACAAAGCCUGAGGCUGUCAGGAAUCUCAGUGUCAUUGAAAUCACAACAUCCUCUGUGUUUCUGAACUGGACUGAACCAGAGGGACAGAGCUCCUUCUAUAGAGUACAGUGGACUGAUGGAAAUUUCAGUGGGACAGCAAAUAUGACUGAGACACAUUUAAAUAUUAUUAACCUGACUGCUGGUGUCCAGUAUGAAAUAAAUGUUACUGCAGUGGCAGCUGACAGGAUUACUGAAGGACAAGGCACCACUGUGUCCAAAUACACAAAGCCUGAAGUAGUCAGGAAUCUCACUGCCUCUGACAUCACAACAUCCUCUGUGUUUCUGAGCUGGACUGAACCAGAGGGACAGAGCUCCCUCUAUAGAGUACAGUGGACUGAUGGAAAUGUCAGUCAGGCAGUAAAUGUGACUGAGACACAUUUAAAUAUUAUUAACCUGACUGCUGGUGUCCAGUAUGAAAUAAAUGUUACUGCAGUGGCAGCUGACGGGAUUACUGAAGGACAGAGUACAGCUGUUACUCAAUACACAAAGCCUGAGGCUGUCAGGAAUCUCAGUGUCACUGAAAUCACAACGUCCUCUGUGUUUCUGAACUGGACUGAACCAGAGGGACAGAGCUCCUUCUAUAGAGUACAGUGGACUGAUGGAAAUGUCAGUCAGACAGCAAAUGUGACUGAGACACAUUUAAAUAUUAUUAACCUGACUGCUGGUGUCCAGUAUGAAAUAAAUGUUACUGCAGUGGCAGCUGACGGGAUUACUGAAGGACAAGGCACCACUGUGUCCAAAUACACAAAGCCUGAAGUAGUCAGGAAUCUCACUGCCUCUGACAUCACAACAUCCUCUGUGUUUCUGACCUGGACUGAACCAGAGGGACAGAGCUCCUUCUAUAGAGUACAGUGGACUGAUGGAAAUUUCAGUGGGACAGCAAAAGUGAAUGAGACACAUUUAAAUAUUACUAACCUGACUGCUGGUGUCCAGUAUGAAAUAAAUGUUACUGCAGUGGCAGCUGACGGGAUUACUGAAGGACAGAGUACAGCUGUUACUCAAUACACAAAGCCUGAGGCUGUCAGGAAUCUCAGUGUCACUGAAAUCACAACGUCCUCUGUGUUUCUGAACUGGACUGAACCAGAGGGACAGAGCUCCCUCUAUAGAGUACAGUGGACUGAUGGAAAUGUCAGUCAGACAGCAAAUGUGACUGAGACACAUUUAAAUAUUAUUAACCUGACUGCUGGUGUCCAGUAUGAAAUAAAUGUUACUGCAGUGGCAGCUGACGGGAUUACUGAAGGACAAGGCACCACUGUGUCCAAAUACACAAAGCCUGAAGUAGUCAGGAAUCUCACUGCCUCUGACAUCACAACAUCCUCUGUGUUUCUGAACUGGACUGAACCAGAGGGACAGAGCUCCUUCUAUAGAGUACAGUGGACUGAUGGAAAUUUCAGUGGGACAGCAAAAGUGAAUGAGACACAUUUAAAUAUUACUAACCUGACUGCUGGUGUCCAGUAUGAAAUAAAUGUUACUGCAGUGGCAGCUGACGGGAUUACUGAAGGACAGAGUACAGCUGUUACUCAAUACACAAAGCCUGAGGCUGUCAGGAAUCUCAGUGUCACUGAAAUCACAACAUCCUCUGUGUUUCUGAACUGGACUGAACCAGAGGGACAGAGCUCCUUCUAUAGAGUACAGUGGACUGAUGGAAAUGUCAGUCAGACAGCAAAUGUGACUGAGACACAUUUAAAUAUUAUUAACCUGACUGCUGGUGUCCAGUAUGAAAUAAAUGUUACUGCAGUGGCAGCUGACGGGAUUACUGAAGGACAAGGCACCACUGUGUCCAAAUACACAAAGCCUGAAGUAGUCAGGAAUCUCACUGCCUCUGACAUCACAACAUCCUCUGUGUUUCUGAACUGGACUGAACCAGAGGGACAGAGCUCCUUCUAUAGAGUACAGUGGACUGAUGGAAAUUUCAGUGGGACAGCAAAAGUGAAUGAGACACAUUUAAAUAUUACUAACCUGACUGCUGGUGUCCAGUAUGAAAUAAAUGUUACUGCAGUGGCAGCUGACGGGAUUACUGAAGGACAGAGUACAGCUGUUACUCAAUACACAAAGCCUGAGGCUGUCAGGAAUCUCAGUGUCACUGAAAUCACAACGUCCUCUGUGUUUCUGAACUGGACUGAACCAGAGGGACAGAGCUCCUUCUAUAGAGUACAGUGGACUGAUGGAAAUGUCAGUCAGACAGCAAAUGUGACUGAGACACAUUUAAAUAUUAUUAACCUGACUGCUGGUGUCCAGUAUGAAAUAAAUGUUACUGCAGUGGCAGCUGACGGGAUUACUGAAGGACAAGGCACCACUGUGUCCAAAUACACAAAGCCUGAAGUAGUCAGGAAUCUCACUGCCUCUGACAUCACAACAUCCUCUGUGUUUCUGAACUGGACUGAACCAGAGGGACAGAGCUCCUUCUAUAGAGUACAGUGGACUGAUGGAAAUUUCAGUGGGACAGCAAAAGUGAAUGAGACACAUUUAAAUAUUACUAACCUGACUGCUGGUGUCCAGUAUGAAAUAAAUGUUACUGCAGUGGCAGCUGACGGGAUUACUGAAGGACAGAGUACAGCUGUUACUCAAUACACAAAGCCUGAGGCUGUCAGGAAUCUCAGUGUCACUGAAAUCACAACAUCCUCUGUGUUUCUGAACUGGACUGAACCAGAGGGACAGAGCUCCUUCUAUAGAGUACAGUGGACUGAUGGAAAUGUCAGUCAGACAGCAAAUGUGACUGAGACACAUUUAAAUAUUAUUAACCUGACUGCUGGUGUCCAGUAUGAAAUAAAUGUUACUGCAGUGGCAGCUGACGGGAUUACUGAAGGACAAGGCACCACUGUGUCCAAAUACACAAAGCCUGAAGUAGUCAGGAAUCUCACUGCCUCUGACAUCACAACAUCCUCUGUGUUUCUGAACUGGACUGAACCAGAGGGACAGAGCUCCUUCUAUAGAGUACAGUGGACUGAUGGAAAUGUCAGUCAGACAGCAAAAGUGACUGAGACACAUUUAAAUAUUACUAACCUAACUGCUGCUGUCCAGUAUGAAAUAAAUGUUGCUGCAGUGGCAGCUGACAGGAUUACUGAAGGACAAGGCACCACUGUGUCCAAAUACACAAAGCCUGAAGUAGUCAGGAAUCUCACUGCCUCUGACAUCACAACAUCCUCUGUGUUUCUGAACUGGACUGAACCAGAGGGACAGAGCUCCCUCUAUAGAGUACAGUGGACUGAUGGAAAUGUCAGUCAGACAGCAAAAGUGACUGAGACACAUUUAAAUAUUAUUAACCUGACUGCUGGUGUCCAGUAUGAAAUAAAUGUUACUGCAGUGGCAGCUGACAGGAUUACUGAAGGACAAGGCACCACUGUGUCCAAAUACACAAAGCCUGAGGCUGUCAGGAAUCUCAGUGUCACUGAAAUCACAACAUCCUCUGUGUUUCUGAGCUGGACUGAACCAGAGGGACAGAGCUCCUUCUAUAGAGUACAGUGGACUGAUGGAAAUUUCAGUGGGAUAGCAAAAGUGAAUGAGACACAUUUAAAUAUUACUAACCUAACUGCUGGUGUCCAGUAUGAAAUAAAUGUUACUGCAGUGGCAGCUGACAAGAUUACUGAAGGACAAGGCACCACUGUGUCCAAAUACACAAAACCUGGCAAAAUUGGGCAACAUACUGUGUCUGUAAACACCUCCUCCAUCUCUGUGAGCUGGGUCUCGCCUCCUGGUGAGGUGUUUCAGUACAGGGUGGAGUGGCAACCUGGUGACGCAACAACGUUCAUACUCGCAAAUCGUACCUUUGCUACGCUAUCAAACCUGAUCCCUGGUACCACCUACACAAUCAGAGUGAUUGCUGUUGCCCGAGACGGUCAAACAGGAGAGCCUUACACAUUCACUUCAUUCACACAACCUGCUGUGGUCAAGAACCUCACCAUCACUCAUGUCACAACAUCGUCUGUGUCUCUGAACUGGGAUAAACCAAACGGCAUUGCUGCCUUCUAUGUAGUCAAGUGGACUGUAGGGGAACACAGCCUUAACAACACCACGAACGAAACCUCCUUUACUAUCCAAGAUUUAACCCCUGGAACCCAGUACAGCAUUACGGUUGUUGCAGGAAUUCUCUCAAGCAAAGGAGAAAGUACCUCUGUUACUACAUUUACAAAGCCUGUAAAGCCUGAGGGCAUCAUGGUUACAGCAAGGGGAACUGAUUUCCUGAACAUCAGCUGGACUUUGCCUCUAGGGAGGUCUGAGCACUUGGUGCUGAAAAUCUCCAAUGAUGACCUGAAAUAUUCUGAUAACACUACAACACCAAGCACGGUCACCACAGCCCGCUUUGCUGGCUUAAAUCCUGGAAGAAUCUUUGUUAUCACAGUGACUGCUGUGGCUGGAGACUUCAGUAACACUUCUAAUCAGUUUGCAUUUGCCACUUCUCCUACACCUCCCGGUUCCAUCAUCAUCAGUCACAAGACAAACUCUUCGCUCCAUCUGAGGUGGCCAACUCCUGCUUUGAUGGAGGGUGCUCCGAACAUCAGCUACCAUAUCACCUACCAGGAGAAGGAUGGGGAAGUACUCAGUUCAUACGCCAUGGUCAAUAACACAGAGCUGUCCUCGCUUCAAUCCGGAACAUCCUACAAUAUAACUUUAAAAACAAUUGGACCGCAAAAUUUAACGAGCACGGUUGUCCGUAGUUCUGCUUUCACCAGGCCAAACCCUGUGUUGAACCUUACAGCCAGCCCAAAAUCCACCACCUCAGUUCUUGUUGGGUGGUCAUACCCACAGGGAGCCCAGCCGUAUUACAAAUACUUGGUUCAAACCUACAGUGCUGUGGGAGCAGUGUCUAACACAACAGUCACCAUUAACAGCACUGAUGUACCGCAGCUGGAGCCAGGAACUAAUUAUACCAUCACUGUCACAACGAUCGCGGCAACAGAAAGUGAAUCCACAGAGGAACAGACUUUCAGUUACACAAUGCCCAAAGCAGUGACAGACCUCACAGUGCAAGAAGUGAACACAACGUCCAUCCGGCUGACGUGGCUCAGACAAAGUGACCAUAAAAGCUCUUACUCCUAUCUGGUGAUAGUGCGACUGGAUAUGACGGUUCAGAAAUAUUCAACUGAGAAUGAGACUUACACCUUCUCCCUCCUGACCCCUGGAGUAUUGUACACCUUUGAUGUGUUUACAGUUGUAGGCGGAGUCAUGUCUGCAGUAAACAGCACAUCAAGUUACACAAAGCCUGCAGCCGUUUCUGACAUCACAGUUGUGGGAACUACGACUAACCUGUCAGUGAGCUGGAGCCCUGCAACCGGGCAGGUGGUCUCCUACACUGUCCUGCUGUACAGAGACAGCCAGUUGGAGGGAAAUGGGUCAGAUCUGAGCAACAAUACCCUAAAAACGCUGUUUGUGGGCCGGAAACCAGGAGUGCUGUACUGUGUGGUGGUCGUCACCAAAAGCGGACCUUUAGAGAGUAAAAGUUCAAGAAUUUGCAACGCAACUUUUCCCAACCCUCCGGGCCCCAUCACGGUAGAGUCGCAGACUGUGAAGUCCAUCAACUUUACCUGGCCCUUUCCACAGAACAUGGACCAACAUCAGAGCAACUUCAGUGUGGCCAGCUUUCCUGGCUUCAAUCUGAUUGAAAACAACUGGUUCCUGCUGGACAAUCUCCAGUCUGGAAGCCCCUACAAUAUCUCUGUUGUUACUGUAGGAGUGUUUAACUAUCAGAGCACAGCAGUGACAACAGAAAACUAUACCAGACCACACCCUGUAUCGAUGCUGAGAGGGGCAGAAAUCACCACAAAUGCAGUGACCUUGGUGUGGGAGCAGCGGGAGAGAAAACCUCACUACUCAUUUGUGGUGCAGGCCUCCAAUGGCUCCAUUUUUCAUUCCAGCACAGUAUCUAACACCACAUACACAAUCACUGGACUUGUUGCUGGGAGCAACUACAGCUUCACUGUCACUACACAGACAGCAGAUGGCACUCAGGCAGCUCCUGUGACAGAGUCCUACUUUACACAGCCUGAAACAGUGCAACCCAAUAUCUCCAGCCAGGGCUCCAAUAACUCAAUCCUGGUGUCAUGGACAAAACCUCCUGGCAAAGUGGAGUAUUAUCAGGUUCGUCUAAAUAGCAGUUCCCGACCAGAGGAGCAAGUGGUGAACACCAACAACACCCACUGGCAGUUUGAGAGCCUGUCUGCUGGAAGGCUUUAUUCUGCCAGAGUAAUCACAUACAGUGGACCUGUUAAUGCAUCAUCUAAAGUUGUCACUAAUGCAACUUUCCCUAAUCCUCCUGGGCUGAUUGAGAUCCUGGCGAAGACAAACCACUCCAUUAACAUUAGGUGGAUGGAAGCUCCUCUGAUGACUGGUGCAUCAUUCCAGUACCGGUUGGAUAUCACUUCACCCCAGAGAGGAGUUUACAUCAGUGGCACCAAUACCCAGCAUACUUUUGACUCUCUGUUUUCUGGGACUUCCUACAACAUAUCUGUUGCCACAGUGGGUGCAUUGAGUUUUGAGAGUAAGGACGUUCAGAUCCACAUGGUCACCACAAAACCGUUCAGCGUGAAGUCUCUCAGGGCCUCUGCAGAAGAGGAGAGCAUCAUGGUCACGUGGACCAAUCCCGACGAAUACAAGGAAAGCUAUCGUUAUCGUGUGACGUGGGAUGGCUCGGAUGGAAAUGAAUUUACCACGCAGGAAACUAAGCAUAAUAUCAAUCGUCUGGUUCCUGGCACACGCUAUAACGUAAAAGUCACUACAGAGACCUCUGAUGGAACACGGAGCGAUACAGAGCAGAUUUCCAUCUGCACAAACGCAAGCCCAGUGAAAGGCUUACAUUGUGAAGGUCCAAACACAACAAAUGCAGAACUGAUCCUGUCCUGGGGCAGUCCCAACGGCCAACACUCUGGCUUCCAGGUCACUUUAAACAAUAGCAGCUCCAGAAGCACCUGUUGUAAUCAUACCGUGUCCAAUCUUCAUCACAAUACUGUAUACAACCUGACUGUGGAGACUCUGAGCUGUGGACAACACAGCAUUCCUGUGUCUCAUCUCUGCAGGACAGGCAUCACAAAUCCACCCAUUCCAAAGGACUAUGAGUCUAUGGUAAUAGUGAGUAAAAAGGAACACAACAAGUUCUUCAUUCAGAUUGACUCCAGACUGCUGGAUAACAGCAAUGGGCCCAUCACACAUGUUGGAGUGCUGGUGACAAAUAACCUCCCUGCUGACAUUUCCAAUUGGAGAGAGUAUUUGGGGAAGAACUACGAGCAGUGGAAGGCAAAGAAAACUCCAGUCUACCUGGCAACAGUCAGAGAGACCAUCUCACAAUCACGCAGUACAGAAAACCCUCUGAGCAUUGAAAUUGGAAAUGGAGUCAAAUGGAAGGGCUACACUAAUGGUGUUCUGGACGCAAGUGGAAAAUACCUAUAUGCUGUUGUGAUGUUCACCAAUCUGUCUCUGCAAGGCGACUUUGUGAACGGUGAAAUCUCACUGGUUUCACGCACAGGCUUUGAUCUUGCUGUUGAACUAACAAGGGACCCUGCUGUCACUGCCAUUGCUGUCGGAGCAACACUCGGAAUUUUUUGCUUUCUCUUCAUCGUGCUCAUUGGCUUCAUUAUCUACUGGAGAAGGUUAUCCAACAAAGAAUCAUCAGACAUCCAGAUUCAUUCCUUAAGAGCCAAAGUAAGUGUGGCUGUGAGGACGGAGGACUACGAGGCUUACUAUAAGAAGCAGAAAGCAGACUCCAACUGUGGCUUUGCUGAGGAGUUUGAGGACCUGAAGCUUGUUGGUACAGGUCAGUCGAAAACAAGUGCUCUGACUUUGGACAACAAGCCCAAGAACCGCUACAACAACGUGCUUCCCUAUGACUCUUCUAGGGUGAAACUCUCUAUUAUCCAUGGAAGUCCAUAUGAUGACUACAUCAAUGCUAACUACAUCCCGGGUUACAACUCCAGGAAGGAAUUUAUUGCAGCUCAGGGUCCUUUGCCUGUCACAGUGAGUGAGUUCUGGAGGAUGGUCUGGGAGAAGAAUGUCCAGACUCUGGUCAUGCUGACACGCUGUAACGAACAGGGACGAAUAAAAUGUGAACAAUACUGGGAUUUAGGCACCAAGCACUUUGAAAACAUCACUGUUACAACCACCUCUGAAAUACCACUUGAAGACUGGACCAUCAGGGACUUUGACAUUAAAAAUGUAAAAACAGCAGAGACCCGUUCGGUGCGUCACUUCCACUUCACAGCCUGGCCGGAUCACGGUGUACCUGAAACUACUGAGCUCCUCAUCAGCUUCAGACAUCUGGUCAGAGAGCACAUGGACCAGUACUCCAGAAACUCUCCUACUGUGGUCCAUUGCAGUGCUGGUGUGGGACGCACAGGUACUUUCAUAGCCAUUGACCGUUUGAUCUUCCAGAUUGAAAGGGAAAAUAUUGUAGAUGUGUAUGGCAUCGUCUAUGAUCUGCGCAUGCACCGGCCCCUUAUGGUGCAGACAGAGGAUCAGUAUGUGUUCCUAAACCAGUGCGCCAUGGACAUAAUCAGAGCAAGAACUGGAACCAAUGUGGAUCUGAUCUACCAAAACACAGCGGCACUCUCCAUUUAUGAGAACGUAGAACCAAAGAAAGGUUUUCCCAAAAACGGGUACCACAAUGCAUAGAUCUGAGGAGCCACUUGGAUCUCCUCCUUGUCUCUUUACUUUAAAUGAGAAACUGAACGGACAUUUGUAAUGGGAACACCUUCAACAGAGUGUGCUGUGUGCAAAUUUUUAUACCUGUCAUACUUUUGUUAAGAAUCUAAAUAACCAUACCAAAUGCAAGAAAGCCUCUUGCAUUUGGUUAUUUAUUUGUUAAAAAUUCUGAACAUUUGAUAAAGGAGAUGACGCUGUAUGGAAAUACAAUAGUAGACAUAAUCGGUGACCAAAAAUAUUUGGAUUUUGGAUUUAUAUGUAAAUUUCUCUUUGGAUCCUUUAAUGUAGAUUUUAGUAUCGCUCAGUUGAUUUUUGUGUUCUGCUUGUUUUCCACUGUAUUUGACUUACUGAUAUAUUUUGACAUUUCUUGCUCAGGUAAUAUGUUGGAUGCUGUAUAGGUAUUAUUACAGACACGCUCGACAAAGAAAACCUUGGAACUGCACCCUUGGAAUUCCCUUGUACAUUAAAGUUGCAUUGGUAUGAAUACUGUGUGCCUUUUAGAAACCUGUUAUGGUUUAAUACCAACAGGUGGCACUCCUUGCUCCUCACACCCUAUUACCUCCUUGUCACAGGAACCUUAAGAUUAAGUUUGUCAAUAUAUACAUAUAUAUAUUUAGUGACGUUUGAUCAUCCAGCCAAUUCUUUUGCACCUCUUCAGCCAAUUUGAACUGUGCAAUGCCUUUUAAUGAAGGAGUUCUGUUUGUCCUUGUUUGUUACAGAGAGUUUUUGUAUUUGUAUGCACUGUGGUGAAUAAUGCACUGGAUGCAUAUGCCUUUCUACACUGUUCACAUUUUUAAAUUGUAUAAAGAUUUUUAUUUUCUAUCAUUAUCAGUGAUUACAUCUUGGCCAGUGCUUUGUGAAACUGAUUGUGACACUUUGCUUUUCAUCCAGUGAUUGAUUGUUACAGUUCCACUUUAAUAUUUUAAUAUUAAAGAGAUGGGUCAUAUUAAACGGUUAACAGCUCAGGAACUCAAGCUGAACAUUUUACUAGGAGGUAUGGUGUUAGAAAACCCAUACUGCUCCAGUAUGUACUUAGGAAAUCUUAGAGGUCACAUUCAUGAUGUUUUUUUGUUCAUGUCCUUUUCCUCUUCAUUGUACAUUCCUUGAAGAAACGACAAUGUUAUGUCACUUCCUGCUGUAUAUCUGGUCUAUCUAUGGACAUUUCCUGUGAUGUUACAAUCACCAGGAGGAGCACAAGCAUUAUUUUCAGCUUCUAAAGGGCACACUUUUCCAUGAGGCAGGUACGUUUUUGUUGUUGUUGUUUGUUAUUUUUAAGUCAAUUGUUGUGCGUGGUUGGCCUGAAGAUAUUUUUAAGGUUGUUUUAUUGUUACUGUAUCAUAAUGUACUUACUGAUUGAAAGCACUUGUGUUUCUGAUGUAAACAAGAAUAGGAAAUAUUUGCCUGGUUUAAGGAAAUUUUUAAAUGCUUUUGAAGAUGCUUGCUGGUACAAUGCAAUAAUGUAAAAGGAGCAAGGAGCAUUUAUUCUCUGUAUACCCUCGGAUCUGUAAAACAAAAUGGGAUUAAAUAUGUCAUUACAUUUAA
Molecule: messenger RNA, 11454 nt
Organism: Scatophagus argus
Lineage: Eukaryota; Metazoa; Chordata; Actinopteri; Scatophagidae
Product: receptor-type tyrosine-protein phosphatase eta-like
Exons: 46
Coding region: 451-9882 (3143 amino acids)
Biological process (GO): protein dephosphorylation
Molecular function (GO): protein binding; protein tyrosine phosphatase activity
Source: RefSeq, a predicted model, not a curated record